Messenger RNA from Salarias fasciatus (jewelled blenny), 6569 nucleotides. RefSeq names its product zinc finger, NFX1-type containing 1 (gene znfx1). The transcript is spliced from 18 exons. Gene Ontology annotation, biological process: regulatory ncRNA-mediated heterochromatin formation. Gene Ontology annotation, molecular function: helicase activity. NCBI's taxonomy places the organism in Eukaryota, Metazoa, Chordata, Actinopteri, Blenniiformes, Blenniidae. The record is from RefSeq and is a predicted model, not a curated record. Gene Ontology annotation, cellular component: nuclear RNA-directed RNA polymerase complex. The coding region runs from base 155 to 6004 and encodes 1949 amino acids.
CUCUUCUCACGAAACGAAACCGAGAGUGACGGAGGGUUUUAAAGGAGCAGCCGCAGGUUCUGAGGGCUCAGAUGCGGAGGAGACGACCGGACCGGACACAGCACGAUGGGCUGCUAGCUGAAAACACCCAGGAUAAACACAGUGAAGUUUCGAAAUGGAUACUGGCCAAAAUGGCAACACACCUGAAGAUGGAAGCAGAAGACCUGGAGGUGCGGAUGGAAAACAGAAAGAGAGAAAGUCCAGAGAGAAAAUAAAGAGUUUGGGAAACCGUCAAAGCGCACAGGGGAGUAAUGGUGGAGGUGAUGCAUUGAGCUGGAGAGUUCGAACAAGGUCAGAGCCAGGAAGAGGAGGCAAAGCAAGGGGAGGUAGCGCCCGAGGUUGGGGUGGGGAGGUAAAGGGGAAUGCCAGUGGAAGAGGUGGAUCGAAUGCAGACGGAGCGGUGGGAAAAUUCGCAACAGGCGGAGGAGGAAGAGGUGGUCAUGGAAGGCAAGAUGCAAAGAGAUUUCAGAUGGGAAGAAAUCAAGUGCAUGAUGGAGCCGGAGGAGACGCUAGAAAGGUGGUGGCAGCGAAAGGGGUAACUGGGGGAGCAGGAGCACAGAGUUUGAAGUAUCCACGUCCCAUGAAGGCUCCUCAAAGAAGUGGUCUGGGCUUCAGAUCUCUACAAGAACUCUGUGAUAAGGAGCCGUCUGUUGUGGCCAUGACCCUGUCUACACACAAAGAUUUUCCGAAAGUCCUGGACCAAACAAGCAUGAAGCAGGAUUUAAUUGAACUCCUGUGCCGGGUGAUUAACAAAGCUUUUCAGUCUCGAACUGACCGAAGCACGCUGCAGCACCUGGCAGGCAUCAUUAAAGACUCAGAAUUCUUGCGGAGCAGCCUACCCCACUAUCUAGUGGGCAUGGGGUCAGAAUCCAACCCUUUCCUGAGAGCACAGUACCCACAGCAUCUGGACAGAAUCCUGGCUCUUCUCUCAGAGGUGCUGAGCGUGUUUCCUGCCAGCUCGGUGAACACAGUGGGCGUGGCUGUUACGCUUCUUCAAGUUUCCAUCAGCAGCCUGAAGGCAUCAGAUGUGGACAUCCAGCCUGAAAUGGAGGAAAAGGCAGCGAGUCUUCACGGAGUGAUCGAGAACUUACAGAAGAAAUCCAGGGAGGGGACCCUGAAGUCAGACAAGGCUCCCCUACCUGCCGUUGACGAUGAACCAGGUGAAGGAGACGAGAAGAAUUUCAAGGACAUACCAAUCUACCCAACGCUGGAAGAGUUCCAUCAGGUUCAAAGGCCGUUCAUUCGACGGAACCUCACCGGCCAGCGCUACACGAACACCUACAUCUACCUUGACACACACUUCCGGCUGCUCAGAGAAGACUUUGUGCGACCUCUCCGUGAGGGAAUCCAGCAGCUGCUCCAAAUGGACGGGAGAAACGACAACCUGCUGAAGAAGCACUUUGACGACAUCAGAGUAUAUUUCAACACAAAAAUUAUGGCACCCAAAUGUACCCGGUCUGGCCUUGCUUACAUUGUCAAAUUUGACAUUGAGCCACUGAAGUUUGUUUGCUGGGAGAACUCCAAGAGGCUGAUCUACGGGUCACUGGUGUGCCUGUCUUCCGACAAUUUUGAGAGCUUCUUGUUCGCCACAGUGUCAGAUCGAGAACCGAAGGACCUGAAAAAAGGACAGGUUGAGAUGAUGUUCACAGAGGAAAGCAGAGUCAGGUUGGCCCACGUUGAGGAAAACGAGGUUUUCCUGAUGGUUGAAACCACUGCCUACUUUGAGGCCUAUCGGUACGUUCUGGAAGGCCUAAAGGAGCAGGAUGAGGAGGACCUGCCUUUCCAGAGGUACAUUGUGGAGUGCAACAAAGAAGUGGCGCCCCCAGCUUAUCUGAGAGGGAAUGAUGUUUACGAUCUGUCAUUUGUCGCUGACCGCCACCACGAGAAGAAAAUGCGACCCUUUUCCAGCCUGGUGCCAGCGGCUUGGCCAGAAAUGAAGCAGCUGGGACUGGAUGAGUCUCAGAUGAAAGCCUUCCAGCUGGCCCUCACCAAAGAGCUGGCCAUAAUACAAGGUCCUCCAGGCACAGGAAAAACCUACGUUGGCCUCAAGAUUGCUCAGGCUCUGUUGACCAAUCGACAGCUCUGGAGGGAUCCAAGAGACAGUUCUCCGAUGCUGGUCGUGUGUUAUACCAACCAUGCGCUGGAUCAGUUCCUGGAGGGUAUUCACGGGUUUCUGGGAAAAGGCAUCGUACGAGUAGGAGGUCGCAGCAACAGUGAGAUACUGCAGAGGUUCACCCUGAGAGAGCUGAUGAGCUCGCCCAACUUCAGACGCACUCUGCCAGCGCACCUUCAAAAUGCGUUUAGCACAGUGUACAAGGAUGUGUGCGAAAGGGAGAGGGAGCUCCAGAAACACACUAUCAAGCUGGAGUGUUCUCUGAAAGGUGUCCUGCGUGAGACCUUCUUGAAGAUGUUCAUUUCACCGAGACACUGGACCAGUUUGCACCUUCAGUUUGAACAGGAUGGAUUCAUGGCCACGAAUGAGAAGAAGACCAGUGUGAUGAUGGAGUGGCUGGGCUUGAGUUCCACCGUCUUCCACCAGAGGGAGACACAGAAGAAGACCAGUGUGAUGAUGGAGUGGCUGGGCUUGAGUUCCACCGUCUUCCUCCAGAGGGAGACACAGAAUGAAAACACAAGUCCUGUGCCGCCUGUAGCGUCGGAUGAAGAGAUGGAAGAGGAUUUAAUUGAAAUCGAAGAGGAGGCAGAUUGGAUCCAGGCAGACAGGAUUAUUGAAGACUGGAACUUUCGUCCCAGAGGUGAAAAAGAUGACAAAAAGACGAGAAUGAAGAUGGCUGUCAAAGAAGUGGAACAGCUGAUGCUGGCGAUGAACCUGGAUAAUGCUGACAAACAGCCUGAGCAGAGUGAGGACGGAUUUGAGUUCCAGAAGGAACAGAAGAAAAAGAUGAAAAAAGUAAUUCGGAAAGAGCUGGGAAAGAGCUCUGCAAUGACUGAACAAGAAGAGCGCAACGUGUUGGAUGUUUGGAGUCUGAGUCAACAAGACAGAUGGCGGCUCUAUCGGUUGUGGGUGAAACGCUACAGGCUGGACCUUCGCAUGAAGGCACAACUAUCUGAAGAGGCCUUUCAGAAGGAAGUGGACAGACUGGCAGAUGUAAAACGACGCGAGAGCCUCUGUGUCCUCAAGGAGGCAACGGUCAUCGGCAUGACAACAACAGGAGCGGCCAAGUUUCGCAAAGCCCUGCAGGAAGUGCGUCCUCGCCUGGUGAUUGUAGAAGAGGCUGCAGAGGUUCUGGAGGCACACAUCAUCACCACACUCAGCAAAGACUGCCAACACCUCAUUCUCAUUGGAGACCACCAGCAGCUACGUCCCAGUGCCACAGUGUACGACCUUGCAAAGAACUUCAACUUGGAGAUGUCCAUGUUUGAGAGGCUGGUGAAAAUGGAGCUGCCCUUCGUCAGACUCGACUACCAGCAUCGCAUGAGGGCAGACAUUGCUCGUCUUCUGACCCCACACAUCUACCCAGAGCUUGAAAAUCAUCCCUCUGUGUUGAAUUACGAACACAUCAAGGGUCUCGAAGCCAAUCUGUUCUUUGUGGAGCACAACCACCUUGAAGAGGAGAUCAAAGAUGGGAAGAGUCAUCAGAAUGAACAUGAGGCAAAAUUUGUUGUCGCUCUUUGUCGCUACCUUCUCCUUCAGGGCUAUAAGCCAGACCAAAUUACCAUCCUCACGACCUAUACUGGCCAGCUCCACCGUCUGCGCAAACUUAUGCCCGCCAGCGAGUUUUCGGGGGUAAAAGUUCAUGUUGUAGACAAGUAUCAGGGAGAAGAGAAUGACAUUGUUUUGUUGUCUCUGGUUCGUAGCAACUUGCAGGGUAAAGUCGGUUUUCUGAGCAUUCCCAAUCGCGUCUGUGUCGCCCUGUCUCGUGCAAAGAAGGGUCUCUACUGUAUCGGGAACAGUGAGAUUCUGGGCAGAGUCAACCUGUGGGGAAACAUCUUCCACACUUUGAGUCAACACAAGCAGAUUGGAAAGGCCCUGACCCUGUGCUGCCAGAACCAUCCAGAUCAAAAGGCAAAAGUUUCCACUGCUGAGGACUUCAAACAAGCACCUGAGGGCGGCUGCACCAAGCCAUGCCUGUUCCGUUUGGAUUGCGGCCAUGUUUGCUCAAGUGUGUGUCACCCAAACGAUCAAGAGCACAAGGAUUUCAAGUGUGUGAAGCCGUGCCAGAAGAUGUUAUGUGACCAGGGGCACCAGUGCAAACUUCUGUGCUACCAGCAAUGUCCAGCGACUUGUCAAGUGAAGGUUGAGAAGGUCGUACCACAAUGUCAGCACACACAAAUGGUUCCUUGCUCUCAGGAUCCUGACACAUUUUCAUGUAAGGAUCGCUGCGAGAAGCUCCUACCGUGUGGCCAUCCAUGCGUUUCACCUUGUGGGAAACCGUGCAACCCGUUCUGCAGAGUGAAGGUCAGCCUGGAACUCAAGUGUGGACACACCCAGGAGGAUGCGUGCUACUACAAAACACAUGACACAAAGCCCGAGUGCAGGACCUCCUGUAACCACCUGCUGAAAUGUGGCCACACCUGUCCAGGUACCUGCGGGAGGUGUAAUCAGGGACGCUACCACGUACCCUGUUCUCACCCAUGUGAGCGUCUGCUGAUUUGCUCUCACAAGUGCAGGGAAAACUGCACACGCGAGUGCCCUCCGUGUCAGCUGCCUUGUGAGAACUGCUGUGUCCACAGUAAGUGCAUGAAGCAGUGCGGACAGGCCUGUUCUCCCUGCGUGGAGCCCUGUGCCUGGCAGUGCCAGCACCAAAGCUGCAGCAAGCUUUGCCACGAGCCAUGCGAUCGGCCACCUUGUACCCAACCCUGCGAUAAGACCCUGCACUGUGGCCACCCGUGUAUCGGACUGUGUGGAGAUAAGUGUCCAAAGAAAUGCCGUGUCUGCGACCGCAAAGAGGUCACAAAGAUUUUCUUUGGGACUGAAGACGAACCCGACGCUUGCUUCAUUGAGCUUGAAGACUGUGGGCACAUCAUAGAAUACACGGCCAUGGAUACAUACAUGAAGUUGGAUGAUGACGAAGCAGCAGAGGGACAGGAAGUGGCCAUCAAACUCAAAGAAUGCCCCAAGUGCCGAACUCCAGUUCGUAAGAAUUUGCGUUAUGGAUCAAGCAUCAACAAACGUCUGGCAGAAGUAGAAAUGGUGAAGGAAAAAAUAAAUGGACACCAACCAGAUGUUGAAGAACACAGGAUGCUCCUGCUAAAUCGGUGGCAGGAAAACGGCAAUAUUCUUGAAGACCUUCAGGAGCUGGAUUUUAUGGACAUCAAGGAAAUGUUGGAGAGGAGCAGCCUCACAAGAAAUGAUCUAUGGCUUCUGGAAAACAAAUUAGAGUUUCUGUUAAGGGUGGGAAAGCUUUGCAACAUUGCGCGGACCGACUUGCGGUCCAUGGAUGGCCUCACACCCAAAGUGUUUGAGUUUCUGUACUGGCUCAAACAUCAGCAGCAGAGAUUCACAGACCAACAGGUCUUUGAUUUACAGAGAGAGCUGCAGAGGCUCUACCUCCUGGCUGAACUCGAAGCAUGCUGCAAGACGCCCUUCGUGAAGAAACAAGCUGACAUUGAAUGUGCUGUGCAAAAAAUAAGAGAUGCUUUGGAAAUGCCUGGACAGUUUUCCGAGCGCGAUGAAGACAGAGUGAAAGAAGCUCUGAAGGAGCUGGCAAAGAAGAUUCCACUGACGGGCCUGGGGAUCAGCGAGCAGGAGAAAAAGAUGAUCGUCUCAGCCAUGAAAAUGCGGCCUGGACAUUGGCACAAAUGCCCCAACGGCCACGUGUAUCUCAUCACAGAGUGCGGCGGGGCUAUGGAAAGUAGAAAGUGCCCCGAUUGCGACGCCACAAUCGGAGGCCAAAAUCACAGGCUUGACAGUGGUAAUGCAGUCGCCACAGAAAUGGAUGGUGCACAGCACAGUGCUUGGUCUGAAGUCAACAACCUUCAGAACUUUGAUCAGUUUGGCUUCUGAAUUUGAUUUCAGUUGUGUUUUUCUUUUAUUUUUUUGUUACCCCAGCCUUAGUCCAAGUUUUGAGUUACUAAUGGCUUUGGUUUUCCUGUGUUCAAUUGUUCAUGAUGGAAAAGUCCUAAACUGUGUAUACUAAGUACUAGAAAUGAAACUGCUUGUUUUGAUUCACAGCAUUAAAAUCUCUCGAGCGAUGGAGAUAAUAUGUAGAUGUUAGUAGCAGUGGUUGUUUGUUGCACAUUCAAAAUGUCACUUUAUUUAUAAAUCAGCAGGCUUUCAGUGCAUGGAAGUUUUUUCUUUGUUUGCUUGUUUGUUUUUACUUCAAUAUACUGUAUGGUUUUGUUUUGAAAGAAAAAAAAAUGCACAAAAGAUUUCACUGGAGUUAUGAAGUUAUAGAUGCUUGUUUUCAAUGAAUAUUCCAAGUGUAAUCCUUUCAAAGGUCAGAACUCUUUCAAGGAUGUGUUAUUCUUCGCCCUAACAAUAGGUGGCAGUAAAACACUGUUAAAUGACAUGCAUCAUUACUUGAGUUAUGUUUGCACACAUUUACAAUAAAGAUGCAUUUCUGGACCAA